CGUACGAGUACCUGCAAGGCUAAACUAACAGUACUCAGUGCUGUACGUGAAAGACGGAUUCUUUUGCGCCGUGUGUAACGCAACUGCUACUGAGACUUGGGAAUCUUCUGUACAGAGCGUAUGUGCCAACUGCCAGGACUACUUUUAUGCAAAAUCCCCAAGUUACAAUACACUGGCAGAUUGUGCUACGGCCUUGCAACGCCGAGGUAACUCGUGCAUACAUUUCCACCUUUCGACAGCGUGGCUCUCAAGCAGAACAUACUGAUGAAGGACAUUAACUUCAGUUGACUGUGGAUAGCCAAACGAGAAGAAGUACAUACCGUUCUUUUUUAGAACCAAUGGAUUUAUGCCACUGGGAAAAGACGAGAUUUAUUUAUGCGCGCUGCGCAACCGGGCUUAUUCGCUCCAGGUACGGACGCUUCCGGUUAUCGAGCACUGACCACUUUCUGCAAACAUGAAAUUGUCUGAAUUUGGCCUGGAAAACGUGCCCUGCGACAGGCCUGCCAACAGGGAGAGCGCACCGGGGCUGCCUGACCCCGGCCCUCAGCGGAAACUUCUGGACGGUCGAAGCGUGAAAGCGAGGGGGCGCAGUUUUGACGCAGUACCGCAUGUGGGCGCAGCCCUUCACAAAGGUAAACCUUGUGGCGGGCCUGCAUGGAGAUCUAAACAUUCCACUUCCGCCACGAUGAUUUCUACACUUGUGACUAGCAGCCAUAAUAUUGCAGUCAGUGGUGGCGCUGUCGAGCUGGAACGCGACGUUGGAGUUCUGUGCUACAGACAGCGUCUUCUUGCUUGCUGUUCCUCGCCACACGAGAACGUUAACGGGAGUCAUAUUACCAACAAUCCAGCCCCAUCAUGUUCCACAAAUGAUCUACGUACAAACAUUGGGAAGGAACUCUGUCCACGAAAGUGUUAAAUAGUCGAUGUAUGCCUCAGCAAGUCACACACGAAUGUGCGGACAGCAGGAAGGACAGGAUGAGAACCGGGAAGGACUGAGCGUUGUAGUGGCUCACAGUACACACCGGGGUAGUCGCAUUACAUUACUACAUGUAACCGCCGCGGGAGAUUAGCGGGCGGUCGAACGCUGUACAGGGCGGCCGAUGGAUGUUGUCGCAUGAAGUGGCCUUGCGUCAGGGGAAUGGCAAGGAAGAGCAGGUAAUUUCGAUUGGCUAGCCGUUUAUGGAGUGGCUACUCGCUCAUCCAGUGCCCGUUGAGCGGGCGUUGACUGAUAAGCUUCAGAUUAAGUACCAGUCGUGAAUAAAUUUGAACACAAAUUUCAACCUGUCGUACUCGUCCAGUCUUGCAAGCCCGUCCGGAAGCAAGAGAUAAAGUGCAUACAGGGAACAUAGGCAGUUACACAAGCACGCCGCGGCUACACGUGCAUGACGGGCUUGUUCAUAUGCCAGGAGCACAGCAAAGCGCCGCACGGAGCAAGCGUGACUUCGCUCAAUGUCAUAAUGCUUUGCCGCACAACGGAAUCGCUGCCGCCUGCUGAUGGCUAUUACUUACUGUAAUUUUAUCACAAAGAUUACUGCUCCCGCACUGGGCGGCAUUCUCAGCGUGCCUGUGCUGCUACUGCGUAGUGCGUACCGCCGCUGGACGCACAGUGGACAGAGUACAGCUCAAGUUUUGAAGAGGUCAGACAGACUAUUGAGCUGCGUUCACGGAGACUGACGUAGUGUACUCGUAUGAGGCGUAUCCGAUUAUUUUCAUUUUUUUCUGCAUGUGCCGUCUGCUGAAUGCUGAUGUGACACGCUCUCAAAAUUUUGGACUUUUAGUGUAGUACUGUAUUAUAAAAAUAUUUCUGUCAUCACUGAGUUUCUGCUUUGGAGAAUACGUUUGCAUCAUAAAUUUCCACACUUUCUUUUUCUCUCCAUAAGUUCAAAAUGGCUGGCUAUGCCGAGGUUAAUUUUGCGGUUUAUUUGACCAUCGAGGAGUCUGACAGUCUAGCUAAUACUCAACUUCAGGAGUCGGUGCGAACGGCGAUCAUGGGUUGGAUUCAGGAAAAGGAGGAAAACCGCGAUGAGCGGGUCAUUACGGCUCCCGAGGCAGGAAAUCCGUACGUGAUCGCCUUCCGUCUGCAGAACCUGCCUCGUUGGGUACACGUCAAGAUCCCCAGAUUAUGGGACGGCGAGGAUGAGCGUUUCUGCGCCGGUGUUGUGAUCUAUGGUCGAUUGCGGGACGCCUUGGGUGGGGGCAGUGUCUUUCACUGCACGGUGGAGCGUGUGACCGGGCACAAUGUGGGCGAACUGGGACCUGGCUGUGACCGAGAGCAACUCGAGUGUGCAGCUUAUUUCACGGCCGCGGAAGCGGAAACCCUGCGCAACGACGAGGCGGGUCGGCAGGCUAUUCUGGCGGGGGUGCAGGAUGUGGGUGGCCGGAGCGAGAUCCAUGCAUAUGUGCUGAUGAAGCAAUUCCAUCUGGAAACGGUGCCUUUUUGGCUGCACGUGCUUGCCUCGCAGGGGGCGGGAAGCACGGGCCAGCUGGAGGUGCUGAUGGAGCGCAUCGGGGGCGCCAUGUACGUAUGCGGAAGAGUGACGAGACUGGGCCAUCUGCUACCGUUUUGGUCACUGGCUAACUGACUCUUGUGCACUUCUGCCGUCCUGCCCGACGCUGGCCGACUGCUGGAUCGAGUAGCUAUUCAGCGCGCCCCUGGGGGCGGCGGGGCGGGCGGGCUUCCGGGGGGCCGCGGCGGAGGCGGAGCGGGGAUGGGCGGAGGUUUGGGCCGAGGCCGCGGAGUUGUGCCGGCCAUUUUUCUUGAGCCGUGAAUGCGUCUGCGGCGCCCGCUGCGGAAGUAGUGCGGACUGAGGAGGCGCCGGUGUUUCCUGUUAAUCGUUCUCUAAUUUGGCUCAUUCUUAUCUGCUGUUGAUGUGAACUGGAUGGCUAUAUUUUGCUGAUCGAGUGUUAAACUGUUAAUGAAAAAACAGCGAAAAUA
Paramacrobiotus metropolitanus is the source of this 2935-nucleotide messenger RNA. RefSeq lists its product as uncharacterized. The transcript has 11 exons. Bases 1887 to 2582 code for a protein of 231 amino acids. Lineage: Eukaryota; Metazoa; Tardigrada; Eutardigrada; Parachela; Macrobiotidae. The record is from RefSeq and is a predicted model, not a curated record.